ACCCGCUCAACUUUAGCCACAAAAUUCAGCCAAAAAAAAAGAAAAAAUACCUUAGCAGCUGCAUCCACCACGCGUCCACGCCCCCCAUCAUCGGCCCCUCCUUCCGUGGCCACCCCUCCAAAAAAACUAUUUACAUUUUAAUCCCUAGCCGGCCCAUCCGGCCACCGGAAGGAGAAGCUUGCCGGAGGAAGCCUGUCUCCUUGGUCCUUGCCCUGCGGCGGGGUCAUGGGGUUCUCGCUGUACCCCAUGAAGACGUCCACGCGCAUGCUCUGGAGCACCAGCUUCUUCCGCCAUAAGCUCGCGUCCUGCUGCUUCUUCUGAGCCAGCCCACCAGCCUCGGUGGCGGCGGGUGCUGAGCAGCCCUAGUCGCCGGUGAAGUGUGUUUAUGUGUGCGCGCGCGCGUGCGGCGGGCGUGCACGGGUUUCAAGAUUGGGUUUUGUGGUGUUCUUGGGGAGGAAGGGGCUAGGGAGUUCAAGAACAAGAACCAGCAUGAAUCCGGGCCGCGUGGGGUUCGACUCCGGCGGCGCGCGGCAGCGCGCCGGCGUGCAGAUGCUGCUCUUCGGCGGCGGCAGCGGCAGCGCCAACAGCAACGGGUUCUUCCGAGGCGUUCCGAUGGCGGUGCUGGGCAGGGACGACGACGCACGGGUGGGCAAACGGCCCUUCUUCACGACGCAUGAGGAGCUCCUGGAGGAGUACUACGACGAGCAGGCGCCGGAGAAGAAGCGGCGCCUGACGGCGGAACAGGUGCAGCUGCUGGAGCGGAGCUUCGACGAGGAGAACAAGCUGGAGCCGGAGCGGAAGACCGAGCUGGCGCGGCGGCUGGGGAUGGCGCCCCGGCAGGUGGCCAUCUGGUUCCAGAACCGCCGCGCGCGCUGGAAGACCAAGCAGCUGGAGACCGACUUUGACCGCCUCAAAGCCGCCUACGACGCGCUCGCCGCCGACCACCAGGGCCUCCUCGCUGACAACGACCGCCUCCGGGCACAGGUGAUCUCCCUAACCGAGAAGCUACAAGGCAAGGAGACGUCCCCGUCAUGGACCAUCGCGGCGCAAGAGGUGGACCAGCCGGACGACCACACCACCGCGUCAGGCACGGAGAAAUUGCUGGCGCAGCAGCUCAAGGAAGACCUCAGCAGCGGGGACUGCACCGGCCACGGUGUGCUCUCCUCGGAGGAGGACGGCGGUGUUGUCAGCGAUGAGGGCUGCAGCUUCGACCUCCCGAACGCCAUGUUCGCCCACCACGCCGCGGACGAGGAGGCGCAGCUCGGCAGCUGGACCUCCUGGUUCUGGAACUGAUCUAGAUGGAUCCAUGCAUCAAGUGCAAAGAGCAAGACCUCUCGUGGUUUCGAUCCUUUCUGCACUGUAUAAUUAUUGUGUUUGUUAUGUGCCAUCAAAUGUUUUUGAGUAAUCGAACAAAACUGAUGUUCUACGUUUAUGUUUUGAAUGUUUUAUAUGUUCAUAUAUGAUAACAUGAAUUGAACAUGUGACUCGAAAGAUUGGAACAAGUGGACGUGGUGACCAAUUGUGCAAUAGAAGGCCUCUUGUUCUGGUUAAA
This is a messenger RNA of Phragmites australis (common reed), 1552 nucleotides long. RefSeq names its product homeobox-leucine zipper protein HOX5-like. The transcript has 3 exons. Bases 490 to 1293 code for a protein of 267 amino acids. Gene Ontology annotation, molecular function: sequence-specific DNA binding; DNA-binding transcription factor activity, RNA polymerase II-specific. Gene Ontology annotation, biological process: positive regulation of DNA-templated transcription. NCBI's taxonomy places the organism in Eukaryota, Viridiplantae, Streptophyta, Magnoliopsida, Poales, Poaceae. Gene Ontology annotation, cellular component: nucleus. The record is from RefSeq and is a predicted model, not a curated record.